GGGAAGGCUUCCCCCUCAAGUUGGCCCAAUGGUGCUGCCCUCCAGCUGCAUGGCCCCCUAGUGGGGUUUCCUUCUGAGCAAAGAAGUCCUGUGCCCUUCUGGAAUCACCAAAGUUGCAUAGGCAACUGUAAUUAAAGCAGCUAAAUGGAGUCUGAACAGUUGUUCCAUAGAGGUUACUACCGAAAUAGCUACAACAGCAUAACUAGUGCAAGCAGUGAUGAAGAACUUCUAGAUGGAGCCGGUGUCAUCAUGGACUUCCAGACCUCUGAAGAUGACAAUUUGUUAGAUGGUGAUGCAUGUAUUGCAGGAACUCAUUAUACAAUGACAAAUGGAGGAAGCAUUAACAGUACUACACAUUUACUGGACCUCUUGGAUGAGCCCAUUCCUGGGGUUGGAACAUACGAUGACUUCCACACCAUUGAUUGGGUGCGAGAAAAGUGCAAGGACAGAGAAAGACACAGACGGAUCAAUAGCAAGAAGAAAGAAUCGGCCUGGGAGAUGACAAAGAGUUUGUAUGAUGCAUGGUCAGGAUGGCUAGUUGUGACACUAACUGGAUUAGCAUCAGGUGCAUUAGCUGGGUUGAUAGAUAUUGCUGCAGACUGGAUGACUGAUUUAAAGGAAGGCAUUUGUCUUAGUGCCCUGUGGUUCAACCAUGAACAGUGUUGCUGGGCCUCAAAUGAAACAACAUUUGAAGAGCGAGACAAAUGUCCUCUAUGGAAAACAUGGGCAGAACUAAUAAUUGGUCAAGCAGAGGGCCCAGGCUCCUACAUUAUGAACUACAUCAUGUAUAUUUUCUGGGCCUUGAGCUUUGCUUUCCUAGCCGUUUCUUUGGUGAAGGUGUUUGCACCUUAUGCAUGUGGCUCUGGGAUUCCAGAGAUCAAAACUAUAUUGAGUGGCUUCAUCAUUAGAGGAUACCUGGGCAAGUGGACCUUGAUGAUAAAAACAAUCACUUUAGUCUUGGCUGUAGCCUCAGGUUUGAGUUUAGGAAAAGAGGGGCCUCUAGUACAUGUUGCCUGUUGCUGUGGAAAUAUCUUUUCCUACCUCUUUCCGAAGUAUAGCACAAAUGAAGCAAAAAAAAGGGAGGUAUUAUCAGCUGCUUCAGCAGCGGGCGUAUCAGUAGCCUUUGGUGCCCCCAUUGGUGGAGUCCUUUUCAGCCUAGAAGAAGUCAGUUAUUAUUUUCCACUGAAAACUUUGUGGAGAUCUUUUUUUGCUGCUUUGGUGGCUGCAUUUGUGUUGAGAUCGAUCAAUCCUUUUGGUAACAGUCGCCUAGUUCUUUUCUAUGUUGAAUACCAUACUCCAUGGUACCUGUUUGAACUGUUGCCAUUCAUUCUUCUGGGGGUAUUUGGUGGGCUGUGGGGAGCAUUUUUCAUCCGUGCAAACAUCGCUUGGUGCCGUCGACGCAAAUCAACAAAAUUUGGAAAAUAUCCAGUUCUGGAGGUCAUUAUUGUAGCAGCAAUAACCGCUGUCAUUGCUUUUCCAAAUCCAUACACCAGAGUCAACACCAGUGAGCUUAUUAAAGAACUCUUCACAGACUGUGGCCCCUUGGAAUCUUCCUCCCUUUGUGAUUACAGAAAUGACAUGAAUGUCAGUAAAAUAGUAGAUGAUAUUCCUGAUCGUCCAGCAGGCACAGGAGUGUAUUCAGCUAUAUGGCAGCUGUGUUUAGCCCUUAUAUUUAAGAUUAUAAUGACAGUCUUCACCUUCGGUAUCAAGGUGCCAUCAGGCUUGUUCAUACCUAGUAUGGCCAUUGGCGCAAUAGCUGGGAGAAUCGUGGGAAUCGCUGUGGAGCAACUUGCAUAUUAUCACCAUGACUGGUUUAUCUUCAAGGAGUGGUGUGAAGUUGGAGCAGACUGUAUAACCCCUGGCCUCUAUGCUAUGGUUGGUGCUGCUGCAUGCUUAGGUGGUGUGACAAGGAUGACUGUAUCUCUAGUGGUUAUUGUAUUUGAGUUGACAGGUGGGCUAGAAUACAUUGUGCCCCUCAUGGCUGCAGUAAUGACAAGCAAGUGGGUAGGAGACGCUUUUGGCAGGGAAGGUAUCUAUGAAGCACACAUUCGUCUGAAUGGAUAUCCUUUCUUGGAUGCCAAGGAAGAAUUUACCCACACAACAUUGGCAGCUGAUGUCAUGAGACCUCGAAGAAAUGAUGCACCCCUGGCAGUGUUGACACAAGAUAAUAUGACAGUGGAUGAUAUAGAAAACAUGAUCAAUGAAACCAGCUAUAACGGUUUUCCUGUUAUAAUGUCCAAAGAGUCCCAGAGGCUAGUGGGAUUUGCUCUAAGGAGAGAUUUGACUAUUGCAAUAGAAAGUGCCAGGAAGAAGCAAGAAGGCAUUGUUGGCAGUUCCAGAGUCUGUUUUGCCCAGCAUACCCCAUCACUUCCAGCAGAAAGCCCUCGACCUUUGAAGCUUAGAAGCAUUCUUGAUAUGAGCCCUUUUACUGUGACGGAUCACACACCAAUGGAGAUAGUGGUUGAUAUUUUCCGCAAACUGGGCCUGAGGCAGUGCCUUGUAACACACAAUGGGAUUGUCUUGGGGAUCAUCACAAAGAAGAACAUAUUAGAGCAUCUCGAGCAACUAAAGCAGCACGUCGAACCCUUGGCGCCUCCUUGGCAUCAUAACAAAAAAAGAUAUCCUCCGUCAUAUGGCCCAGACGGCAAACCAAGACCCCGCAUCAAUAAUGUUCAACUGAAUUCAGUAACAGAGGAGAGAGAGGAAAGUGAAGAGGAGGUUCAUUUGUUGAAUAGCACAACACUUUAGCAUGAGGCAUUGCUUUGCAAUGCAAGAGGAAAGCUGGAUUUUUGGGGAAGCAUGCUGCUGGAAUUCAGGAGUUGAUUUAGGAAAAAGCGCAGAGUUGGAAAAAGGAUGGUCCUCACAGUAACAAAGAGGGUAGGAGCGAAGUUCUGCAAUCUUGCACUGGAUGCGUUCUAAGUUGCUAGAUCUGCCAUGAUAGUGCAGUAACAAAGUUGUGUCAGAAGAUGGAAGGCUCCAUUCUGUACCCUGCUGCUUUAGCAUUGAAGAAACUGAUUACUAGUCCCUGUUUCUGGAGGGAUCAUUUUGAAUUGAGCCAUCUUUUGAAUACUGGAAGAUUUUGCCCUUUUUACCACAGACAAUUGUUGUGUUAACUCAUUAAGUGCAUAGUUAUUUAUAUCACCUCUUUACAUUCCAAAAGAGCUUUUAUUUCUCUCUCCUGAGCCCUAACAGAGCCUCUUUACAAUUGAUGUGCCCUUCUGAAAUGGUAGUUUCUCAUAUUGAGAUGUACUGUGACCUGCUGAGUUUGUUCACAAGAAGGAAGUAUUUCUUGUGCCAUUUAAACUUAAGAGAUUGUAUAUCAUGAAAUUAUUAUGGCAGUUUUGAUCUACUGCAACAGAAGCAGAUUGAGCAGGUAAAAUAACUUGUAUGAAGCAUGUUUGAAAUCCUGUAGCUUUUGAGCUGCAGCUUAAACAGCCAAAACCUGUCUCAAAAAGAAUGUUGUUGCAAGAUGGUAACAUGACCUGGGCUUAUGCAAUUUUUUUGUAUUAAAAACACUAAGGUAUAUACCAAUGUUGUGCGGUGUAAGGAAAAUACUGCUACUCUAUUAAGAACAAUUCUAUAUAAAUGUGUCUGGUAACAACUGCAUGCUCAAACACUGGAGAUUUCCUCCCCUGCCUCAGAAUUACGACCCAUCACUUUUUGUUCCCAGUUCCUACAAAAAUGUAAUCAUAUUUUGCACUAGAUAUACACUGAUAUUUGAGCAUUAUUUUAUUUAUAUUUUUAUGAAUUAAAAUAUACUAAAUAAAAUUAGUUAACAGUGACACAGUUAAUUUUACCUUUAUAAUGUAUUUUUUAUACAGUAAUUCAGAAACCUCCAUGUGCAAAGAUGGGUUAGGCAAAAGCUUAUCAAUGGGGGAAGUGUUUAAUAUUUCUUUAUAAUGCAGUCUGCCACUUGAUUGAUGGCCAUAAUCUUAAAUUACUGUUUGUUUUUAAACAAAGCAGAAAUAAUGGACCCAACAUUUGUAAAUAAUGCAGGAUUUAAAAACAAUUAUUUUAAUUAUAAACCUGUUAUCGUUUUGAUUUUGAUUUUCAAUAGCUUUCGAACAUAACUGCUGAAGUGAUAAUUCAGUUUUUCAAGUAACAAUUGAUUCCUACUGCAACUAUGUCGGGUUUAAAUCCUAUCCACAAUAGAUAUAAUUUACUGGAACAUUUUUUGUCUCAAUUUCUGGGUUGUAUCCACUUAGUGUCCCUCAGUUGAGAAAAAGCUCUUGGAUGCAGCAGAGUCUUGCCUGAGUGGAAGGGGGAUCAAAGUGAUCUUUGAUGACUUGGCCAUUAUCUUGCAACCCCCUGCACCACUUUCCACAUUGUUCUAAUGGUCUUCUGUCCUUCAGAGCUGACUGGAGGCAGGUUGUAAGAGGAAAGGGAAAUCACUGAAGUUUGCCCCAAUCUCUGUUCUCUUGAUGGAAGCACCCGCUGGAUCAAAGGGCCUUCUUUCAGCAGUGGGACACCAAUAAUAUACAAUCCUUUGUAUCUGGAAUGUCUACACUGUAUUCUACACAAAACAUCACUACCACAGUAGCCUGGUUUGCACAACAUCCUCUUUCUCCCUGGUCCUUUUUGCUGCUUCAGUGAGCCAAGUCAACGUUUGGCUUAGUAUGUUGGCCUUGGGAGCAGCUCAUGGUCAGUGAGAAGAGAGCUUAACCAUGAGGCCCAGUUGCACAAGAUGCUUAGCCAAAGUUUGGCUUUGCUCGCAGCAGCAAAAAGGACUGGGAAGGAGCAAAGAGGCUGCAGGCUGUGAGCUGCUCUGGGAGCACAGUCUAGUUAAGCCAGACUUUGGUUUAUCAUGUGUGAAUCAGGCCAAAGACUUGGAGGUGUUACUUUGAGGGUUUUGACCAUAAAAAAACUGAAACAUAAAUGGGACAGUUAGAGAUGUGACUGGCAGGUGAACAUUCCAGAGCAUCACAUCUCCUGAUUGCGAGGGCAUUUACAUUGGCUUUUCAAGCAUUAUGGGUGAACAUGAAACUGUCAGAAGGAUUGAGGGCUGUGUGGUAAACUGUUUGCACAGUGUAGCGCCUGACUUUGCCCAGUAAUCCCCUACCUCACUUGAUAAGCCCAUUUGGAAACACUGAAAAUUCACAGGUGUGUGUAAGGUAGCCAGGGAAGCAUCUUUUCAUAAAAAGAACCAGGUGCCCUACAUACUGCAUAUAUGUUUGUGUAACACCAGGUGUGUUUGUGUAUCUCAGGCCUGUUGCCUGAGUAAGCUCUUUUUUAUUUGCAAAUCAUUUGACACUAGAGUAUCUGUCUGAGGAAGACAUGUUCCAAAGGAAUACCAGAGUAAAUUUGGUGAAGUUGGUAGGAAUGCAACUAAGAACUGUAAACAAGCGCUUUGCUAAGUGGUCCAAAUACUAAUAAUUGUUUAGGCGUAGCUUUUAAAAUCUAUAGAUUAAUAUUUCUUUGCAGUGCCUAAUUGGCCAAUGUGAUUUAGAAAUUCUUUGAAGCUUUGCUUUGAACUCUGAGCUGAACCUUUGCCAAAGCUAUACUUUUUGGCACAGUACAUUGGGCUGAAUCCAAAGAUUCCCAGCCUUUGAUGGGAGCCCCCUGUCAGAGAAAGGGAAACUUUGGGUCCAAGCUAUUAUUUUUUAAAAUUGGUAGUAAUGAGACCUUCUUUAUUUACUUGCCUGGGUAUUUAACUGGAACACUUGUUCCUUUGGAGCCUUUUAUUGUGUAAAUCAGUGUUAACUGAACAGAAUUUGGCUAAUGUAUAGACAAAGUUCAGGAGACUACUUAUGAUGCUUCUAACACUUUCUUUAAAAGUAAAAACUCUUUUGCCCUGGUUCUUAUCAUGUAUAUCUAAAAUAAACUUACUUUCUCUAAGUAACAUGCUUUAAUUUGAAAUCCUCCUGUCCUGUUCAGUAUGAAACUUUCAUAUAACUACUUGCUUUAACACGAGGUUUUUUUGGGUAUAAAUUCAGUGCCCUCAGACUAGCUGUUGCAGCAUGAAGUGAAAAGAUACUAAUUCAUGCCCCAGAUCACUUACUUAAAUGUUAAGACCUUCACAUCUAUACCGUGCCGAUCUAAUGCACUGUUUGCUGUUCUUACCUGCUCAGUUUUCCUCACUAGCGCAUGACAAGUUUGUUUGUCAUGGUGCAUUAAGAGACUCUGGAACUGAACUAAGUGUGCCUGUGCAUUGCGCAAAAAAGCAGAGGGUAUAUAGUAAUGUAAAAAUUUGCAGGGCCUUAUUCAAGUUGAACAGGAUGUGGUGUUUGAGGGUAUCGCCAUCUUUGGUUUGUUUAUAGCAGUUCAGUUGGUUCAUGAAUGCAUAGUUUGUUAAUCUGUGAUAUUUCCUAGACCUGUAUUAAACAUUAAUCCUAAUGUUUUUUAUUUAUACUAGUGUGAUAUAGUUGCAUAUCAUUACAGUAAAAUAAAAAACCUAUUACUGUGAUGAUUUCAUUAUAAAAAUGUAUUAAAUUUUUCUGUAUGACCA
Molecule: messenger RNA, 6445 nt
Organism: Podarcis raffonei (Aeolian wall lizard)
Lineage: Eukaryota; Metazoa; Chordata; Lepidosauria; Squamata; Lacertidae
Gene: CLCN3
Product: chloride voltage-gated channel 3
Exons: 14
Coding region: 145-2748 (867 amino acids)
Biological process (GO): chloride transport; transmembrane transport
Cellular component (GO): synaptic vesicle; Golgi apparatus; membrane
Molecular function (GO): voltage-gated chloride channel activity
Source: RefSeq, a predicted model, not a curated record